AGUGUUGAGAGGUGCAUACUACUAAACUUUUUUAUUGUAUCUUGCUAGCUUGACAAUGGGCACUAGUACUUUGAUUUUCAUCCUUACUCUUUUUUCACUCUUGGUGAAAUGUUACACAUCUAAUAUGAAGACUUACAUUGUCUAUACCGGAAAGAUUGUAAACGAUGAAUGGACUUCGCGGAUCAUUUAUCAAAAUAUGAUAAAUCAAGUUGCCGAAAGCAAUUCAACUUCAAAGAGAAUCAUUUAUCAAUACAAACGUAGCUUCAGUGGAUUUGCUGCGAAGCUUACGGAUAAUGAAGCUCACAAAAUCGCAGGACUUAAUGGGGUGGUGUCUGUAUUUUUGAGUAGAAAGAGACAGCUACUUACCACAAGAUCUUGGGACUUUAUAGGACUACCAAAAUAUGUGGAGAGAGAACACAAUGAAAAUGACAUCAUAAUUGGAGUGAUAGAUUCUGGAAUUUGGCCAGAAUCUGAAAGUUUCAACGAUAAAGGAUAUGGACCGCCACCUAAAAAAUGGAAAGGAACUUGCCAAACUUCUCAUUUUCCAUGCAACAACAAAAUAAUUGGCGCCAGAUAUUAUAGAAACGAGUAUUAUGAUGAUGAUUUCUUAAAAAUAAACAAGAUGUCCCCCAUAGACACAGAUGGGCAUGGAACCCAUACAGCAUCAACAGCUGCUGGAAACCCUAUUAGCAUGACUAGCAUGUUAGGCCUGGGUCAAGGAACAGCAAGAGGAGGGGCUUCCUCAGCAAGAAUUGCAGUUUAUAAAGCAUGUUGGUCUGAUGCAUGUAAUGAUGAUGACAUUUUCGCCGCGUUUGAUGAUGCCGGUUACGAUGGAGUUGACAUAUUAUCCGUAUCUUUGGGGGGAGUGUCGGAAGCUCGUGUCCAUUUUGGGGAUGUAUUCUCCGUUGGAUCUUUCCAUGCACUGGAACAUGGAAUACUAACGGUAUUUGCGGCGGGUAACUCAGGUCCGAAACGUUCUUCAAUAACAAAUUUUGCACCUUGGGCAAUCAGUGUUGCUGCAAGCACCAUUGAUAGAAAAUUUGUUACAAAGCUCAAAUUAGGAGAUAACCAAAUUCUUGAGGGUAUUUCUUUAAAUACAUUUGACCUUCAGGGAGAAUUAUGGCCCAUUAUCUAUGCUGGAGAUGCACCAAAUAAGGAUGCAGGCUUCAAUAAAGAUUCAUCCAGGAAUUGCUCAACCAACUCCUUGGAUAUCAAGUUGGUGAAGGGUAAAAUUGUUUUAUGCGAAGAUUCACUAGGAUCUGCCGAGGCUCACAGAGUUGGUGCUGUUGGUGUUUUGAUACAAGGUCCAACAUAUGAUACCGCAUACUCUUUUCCCCUGCCCGCAAGCUAUCUUAAACCGAAAGAUGCUGCCAAAGUACAUAAAUAUAUCAAGUCUACAAGGAAUCCGGUAGCAUCUAUAUAUAAGACGUCUCAGUUGAAUGAUACAUUGGCUCCUAUGACCGCCUCUUUCUCGUCAAGGGGUCCUAAUAAUGCUACACCAGAGAUUUUAAAGCCUGAUUUGAUCGCUCCCGGAGUAGACAUUCUAGCCAGCUGGUCUCCAAUUGCUCCAAUUUCUCUAAUUUCUGGUGAGAAAAGAAAAUUGGACUUCAAUAUUGUGUCUGGAACAUCAAUGUCAUGUCCGCACGUGUCUGGUGCAGCAGCAUUUGUGAAAUCGGUCCAUCCUACAUGGUCACCUGCUGCUAUACGCUCAGCUCUAAUGACCACAGCAAAACAAAUAAGCUCAGACCGUGACGCAGAAUUUGCGUAUGGAGCCGGACAAAUUGACCCUAUAAAGGCUUUAGAUCCUGGUUUGGUAUAUGAUGCAAAUGAAGAAGACUAUAUUAAGUUUUUAUGUGAUCAAGGUUUAGAUAUGUCUAUGUUACUCAGAAUCACAUUGAGUAUAGUCAAUUGCUCUGAGAGAGGACAUAUCACACCAAAAAACUUAAAUUAUCCUUCUUUUGCUUUCAAAGUUCCCAGGAUUAAACAUCACUUAAAUGCAAGCUUCAAAAGAAUAGUUACAAAUGUAGGGUUACCUAUGUCUACAUAUAGAGCAUUUGUAACUGCUCCAAGAGGACUUAACAUUUCAGUGACCCCCAACGUUUUAUCAUUCACAUCAUUGGGAGAAAAACAAAAUUUUAUCCUCACUAUAAAUGGAAAAUUGAAGAAGUCAAUUGGCUCCGCUUCUUUGAUAUGGGACAAUGGUAAAUUUCAAGUGAGGAGUCCCAUUGUUGUGUUUGAUGAGCUGGCGGUGGAAGGAAAGGGUGUCAAUUUAUAUAGGAUAGAUUACAUAUGCCUUGUAAUUUUUAAUUUAUUACUUUUUAUUAUUAUUAUUGAAUAAAUUGUUUACUAUGAUAAAAAUAAAA
This is a messenger RNA of Vicia villosa (hairy vetch), 2363 nucleotides long. RefSeq names its product cucumisin-like. Gene Ontology annotation, molecular function: serine-type endopeptidase activity. The transcript has 10 exons. Lineage: Eukaryota; Viridiplantae; Streptophyta; Magnoliopsida; Fabales; Fabaceae. The record is from RefSeq and is a predicted model, not a curated record. Bases 56 to 2338 code for a protein of 760 amino acids. Gene Ontology annotation, biological process: proteolysis.